Cladocopium goreaui is the source of this 795-nucleotide messenger RNA. Lineage: Eukaryota; Dinophyceae; Suessiales; Symbiodiniaceae. The record is from the annotation of a GenBank genome assembly.
AGGACAAGGAGAAAAAAGUGGAGGGAUCGAAACUGCUGUGGCCGGAGAUGUCACAAAUUUGGCAUGGUUGUUGGCCCACAGACAUUCCACCACAGCUGUCACCGAGUACCAAUACCUACCUGUACUCAGCGCGCCCCUUGAUGCAACGCAUGAUUUGGGGCGCUGGACGGGAUCACGGCAUUGCAAUGCCUCGCGCCAGCGCUGGCCCUGGCGUGGUCGAUGAGGAUGAAAAGACACCAGCAGCCGUUGCUGCAAAAGAGCUGUUGGACGCCAUUAAGCUCUCAGGUGCUGAAGAAAAUGCUUUGGCCACUGCACAGUUAAUGGCCUUGAGACUGACGGCCGAGGGAAAAGUAGGACUUUCUCCAGCCAACAUCGUGGCCUUGAAUCUCUUCCUCUCAGAUGUGUCCUUUCAUAGUGAGUGUAGCAGUGCCUUCAGCAGCCAGUUUUCGCAGAGCCCGGCACCGGCCGUGCGGGAACGUGCGGCCGAUCUGCAAGCGGCACAUGCCGAGCUUUCAAAUGCCCUGCAAGCAUUGCCUGCGCGAAAGGUGGUGUGUUUCCGCGCCUUGCGAGUGCCCGGCUCCUCCUUGCGGGACGUCUUGCGGGGCCAUCGGAUGGGCAUGGACUGCUACCGCCCUGGUAGCAUCGUCAUGUGGAGGCAUCCCAGCAGCUGCACGCAAGAUCCCUCGCUGGCAGAGGAGCUCGCCUUGCAUGGCGAGCCCUCGGGCGCCUGCGGGGUGGUCUUCAAGAUCCGUGCCGAGACGCAACACGUGUGGAAGAAAACGGUGGAAGCAAACG